GUAAGAGCUUCUUUGACACCGAAUUUCAGGACACGCUUAUUGGUUGGCCAAGAAACUCAGAGAUUAAACGCUAUGUAGUGUUUACAAAACGACACCCUCAAGUGAAACCAACUCUUUCUGCAUACCACUCGAGCUCAAACUUCAAGUGGGUUUCUGAUGUCAUGGGUUUGAAUGAGUUACUAAGCAAAACCCAUGUAAGAGAAACGUUUAUAGAGAUAAUAGCGUAUGUGGUUCCUUUGUGGAUAGCAUUUUGUGUGGGAUUAAUUAUUGGCUGGGUUUGGAAGCCUAAAUGGGCAAAUUCAGGAAGACAAAAGCUGGUUUCUUCCUUUGCUUCUGUGUCAUCAUCUACUGAAUAUGGUGAAUGCAGUAAAUUGCGGCUGAAUGAAGAUCGGAGUAACAUUGCAACUAAGGAAGAUUUUGAUCAUCUAUGGAAGCUUGUUAUGAUUAAAGAUGGAGGUCCUCCUUGGAUAAAAAUGAUGGAUCGUUCUACUCAAACUAUGAGCUACCAAGCAUGGCGGAGAGAACCUAAGAAUGGCCCUCCUCAAUAUCGUAGUAGAACUGUCUUUGACAAUGCCACGCCAGAGAUUGUGAGGGACUUCUUCUGGGAUGACAUGUUCAGAUCAAAGUGGGAUGACAUGCUUGCACAGUCAACAACGAUAGAAGAAUGUGCCACUACUGGAACCAUGGUAGUACACUGGAUUCGUAAGUUUCCCUUUUUUUAUAGUGACAGAGAAUACAUCAUAGGACGUCGGAUUUGGGAAUCUGGAAGAUCUUAUUACUGUGUUACAAAGGGUGUGCCUUGUAAGUCUGUUCCAAGGCGUGAUAAACCAAAACGUGUUGACCUUUAUUACUCAAGUUGGUGCAUUCAAGCAGUGGAAUCAGGAAGAGGUGAUGGCCAGCUGACUGCUUGUGAGGUGUUACUCUUCCAUCAUGAAGAUAUGGGUAUUCCAUGGGAAAUUGCAAAGCUUGGAAUAAGGCAGGGGAUGUGGAGAACCGUCAAAAAGAUUGAGCCUGGAUUACGUGCAUACCAAAAAGAAAGAGCAUCUGGAGCACCACUCUCUCGGCCCGCAUUAAUGGCGCAAAUCAACACCAAGAUUGAUCCAGUGUACCUGAGAACCCUGGAAGGCGCUGAAGAUUUGUCAGAGACUGAAGUGGCAACUAAAUCUGACCAACCGCUCCAUUGGAACAUACCAAAGCUCAUAAUUCUUGGUGGGGCUAUUGUUAUUGCAUGUAGCCUUGAGCAAGGAUUCUUGCCCACAGCGUUUAUAUUUGGUGUCGGCAGAAGGAUUGCGAAUAUGGGAAAGAGAUUGUGAUUUUAAGAGCUGGAAAUUGAUCGAAAGUCAUCAUUAGGUAGGUCACUUUUUGUACUAGCGAGGUAGUUUUUUUUCUGGCUUGCCACCUUUUACACUGGACAUGUGCAUGGUUAACCAUGUAUGGAUAACCUUUUAAAGAUGAUGAAAGGUAAUAUAUCUUACUGAUUUAUAUUAAAUGCA
Molecule: messenger RNA, 1493 nt
Organism: Mangifera indica (mango)
Lineage: Eukaryota; Viridiplantae; Streptophyta; Magnoliopsida; Sapindales; Anacardiaceae
Exons: 7
Coding region: 162-1313 (383 amino acids)
Molecular function (GO): lipid binding
Source: RefSeq, a predicted model, not a curated record